AUGUACGUUAUUAAAAGAGACGGCCGCAAAGAGCCCGUUCAAUUCGAUAAAAUUACCUCUCGUAUCACCCGUUUGUCAUACGGUUUAGACCCAAACCGUAUCGACGCUGUUAAGGUAACCCAACGUAUCAUUUCUGGUGUGUACUCCGGUGUUACUACCGUUGAACUAGACAACCUGGCUGCUGAAACAUGUGCCUACAUGACUACUGUGCACCCUGAUUAUGCCACGCUAGCCGCUAGAAUCGCCAUCUCUAAUUUACAUAAGCAAACUACAAAGCAAUUUUCCAAAGUUAUUGAGGACUUGCACGACUGGAUUAACCCUGCGACUGGGAAACAUGCUCCUAUGAUUUCAGAUGAAAUUUACAACAUUGUCAUGGAGAACAAAGAUACCUUGAACUCGGCCAUCGUGUACGAUAGAGAUUUCAAGUAUACGUAUUUUGGGUUCAAGACUUUGGAGCGUUCGUAUUUGCUAAGACUGAACGGUGAAGUGGCAGAACGGCCACAGCACUUGGUUAUGCGUGUGGCGCUAGGUAUCCACGGUAGUGAUAUCGAUUCUGUGCUGAAGACCUACAAUUUGAUGUCAUUAAGAUAUUUCACUCACGCUUCCCCAACCUUAUUUAACGCUGGUACUCCACACCCCCAAAUGUCUUCAUGUUUCCUAAUUGCCAUGAAGGAUGACUCUAUUGAAGGUAUUUAUGAUACUUUGAAAGAAUGUGCUAUGAUUUCCAAGACUGCAGGUGGUGUUGGUCUUCAUAUUAACAACAUCCGUUCCACAGGUUCUUAUAUCGCCGGUACCAACGGUACUUCAAAUGGGUUGAUUCCUAUGAUUCGUGUUUUCAACAAUACUGCUCGUUAUGUGGACCAAGGAGGUAACAAGAGACCUGGUGCCUUUGCCCUUUUCUUGGAACCAUGGCACGCAGAUAUCUUCGACUUUGUCGAUAUUAGAAAAACCCAUGGUAAAGAAGAAAUUCGUGCAAGGGAUUUAUUCCCUGCUCUGUGGAUUCCUGACCUUUUUAUGAAACGUGUUCAAGAGGAUGGUCCCUGGACUUUAUUUUCUCCCAGUGCUGCCCCAGGUUUAGAUGAUGUCUGGGGUGACGAAUUUGAAGAGCUAUAUACCCGUUACGAAAGGGAAGGUCGUGGUAAAACCAUUAAAGCCCAAAAGUUAUGGUAUGCCAUUUUACAAGCACAAACAGAAACAGGUACACCUUUCAUGGUUUACAAGGACGCAUGUAACAGAAAGACAAACCAACAGAACUUGGGUACCAUUAAAUCAUCCAACUUGUGUUGUGAAAUCGUCGAGUAUUCUUCCCCAGAUGAAACCGCCGUUUGUAAUCUAGCCUCUAUUGCCCUCCCAGCAUUUGUCGAGAUGUCUGAAGAUGGUAAAACUGCAAGUUAUAAUUUCGAGAGUUUACAUGAAAUUGCUAAAGUCAUUACCCAUAACUUGAACAGAGUCAUCGACCGUAAUUAUUAUCCAGUUCCUGAAGCCAGAAAUUCAAAUAUGAGGCAUAGACCUAUUGCCUUGGGUGUUCAAGGUCUGGCCGAUACCUAUAUGAUGUUGCGUCUACCUUUUGAAUCAGAAGAAGCUCAAACUUUGAACAAACAGAUUUUCGAAACCAUUUAUCAUGCUACUCUUGAAGCCUCCUGUGAAUUGGCACAGAAGGAAGGUAAGUAUUCUACUUUCGAAGGUUCUCCAGCCUCUAAAGGUAUUCUACAAUUUGACAUGUGGAAUGCUAAGCCAUUUGGUAUGUGGGAUUGGGAAACCUUAAGAAAGGACAUUGUCAAACAUGGAUUAAGAAACUCUUUGACAAUGGCGCCAAUGCCAACUGCCUCAACUUCUCAAAUUCUUGGAUAUAACGAAUGUUUCGAACCAGUGACUUCAAACAUGUACUCUCGUCGUGUCUUGUCUGGUGAAUUCCAAGUCGUUAAUCCAUAUUUAUUACGUGAUUUAGUCGACCUGGGCAUUUGGGAUGAUAGUAUGAAGCAAUAUCUGAUUACAGAAAAUGGUUCUAUUCAGGGCUUACCAAAUGUCCCACAAGAAUUGAAGGAGUUAUACAAAACUGUUUGGGAAAUUUCUCAGAAGACCAUUAUCAACAUGGCUGCUGAUCGUUCCAUCUAUAUCGACCAGUCUCAUUCCUUGAACCUUUUCCUACAAGCACCAUCGAUGGGUAAAAUUACUAGCAUGCACUUUUAUGGUUGGAAGAAGGGUUUAAAAACUGGUAUGUACUACUUAAGAACACAAGCUGCUUCUGCUGCCAUCCAGUUUACCAUUGAUCAAGAGAUUGCCGACCAAGCCGCUACACAUGUCGCCUCUGCCGCGGAAUUGGACCGUCCAGUUUAUGUUCCAAAAGGUACAAAGUUCUCUGAACAAAAGGCCGCAUCAGCGCUUACCGAAAACUCAGAUAAUGAGAAAGAAGCAUCUCCAGUUCCAUCCGAACAAUCUUCUGUUUCAAGCGCUAUGUCAAAUAUGAAAUUGGAAGACGGCGUUGCUCCUGCAGUUCCUACGGAAACAAUCAAAGAAGAUUCAGAUGAGAAAAAGUGUGAUAUUUACAAUGAAAAGGUGAUAGCUUGCACCGCUCCUACUCCAGAAGCAUGUGAAUCAUGUUCCGGUUGA
Molecule: messenger RNA, 2610 nt
Organism: Saccharomyces paradoxus
Lineage: Eukaryota; Fungi; Ascomycota; Saccharomycetes; Saccharomycetales; Saccharomycetaceae
Gene: RNR3
Product: ribonucleotide-diphosphate reductase subunit RNR3
Exons: 1
Coding region: 1-2610 (869 amino acids)
Biological process (GO): DNA replication; deoxyribonucleotide biosynthetic process
Cellular component (GO): ribonucleoside-diphosphate reductase complex
Molecular function (GO): ATP binding; ribonucleoside-diphosphate reductase activity, thioredoxin disulfide as acceptor
Source: RefSeq, a predicted model, not a curated record